CACUGUGGAAGAAGGGAGAGAAUGAUUGGGCCUUUUGCGAGAAAGGGCAGCUCUAAAGUUGUGUGAAAUGCAAGCCCACUGCUCAUUUUGCUCUGCGAGUAACCAUUUUCUUUUGGCAUCUUCCACUUCCACCGAAUAGUUGUGGGAUUGAAGACCAGAGCUGAGUUUGGCGACGCAUUGAGUUGGUCAAGGUAAAUCCUCGAAAGCGCAGAACUGCAAAUAUGAAUCGGAAAGGAGAAUUUAUGGGCCAUCUUGGGAUGGUGGGCUUCGCCCGCGUGCUACGUGGGCUAGUAGCCUAACGCUGCCAUCCAACGAUGCUUCAAAUGGACGGCCACUCACUCCUCUUCAACCCUCAACUCAACCGAUCAAGCGAGAGAUAAUGGAAGCUCUGAUAGCCUCAUAUGGAGACGCAUCAUCGGAUUCGGACUCGGAUACUGCUAUUGCCACAAGAGCAACCGCCGAAUCUGUCCCAAUUCCAAGUACUCAAGCGGAUGUGGUAGUUUUGCCACCUCCUCCUGUAUCACUUCUCACCCCUCCCAAUUCUACCGGUCUCAUGGAUUACUUGCAAGCUGGCCAGCCAAAUCGAGCGAGGAGCUUUCCCCAUGUUGAAGGCAACUAUGCUUUGCACGUUUAUAUCCCAGUUUAUAUGCCGCCUAUGUCAAACAAGGAAGUGGUUCACUUUUUGAAGAGGGUAUCAUCUCUUGUGCCCAGUCUUCAUGUUGUGGAUGCUGAUGUUCCACUUGACAUCUUGUGCGAAGAUGAUCACAAGCUUGAACAAGUUGCAUUAGGAAGAGAGUUCCACAUUAGCUUAGGAAGAACUGUCCCUAUCCGAGUUCAUCAGAUUGAUUCAGUGAUUAUGAUGCUUCGCCAGAGGCUUCAGUUUCAGAAACGAUAUUGGAUUGAUUUUAGUAAGUGGGAGGUUUUUGUCAAUGAUGAUAAAACUCGAACUUUCCUUUCAAUGGAAGUUGUUACAGGAGGAUUAGCCGAGAUUUCAAAACAAAUUCAAUCCGUUAAUGAGGUUUAUAAGCUCCACAAUCUUCCUGAAUUUUACAAGGAUCCACGCCCUCAUAUAUCCUUGGCUUGGGCGUUGGGGGACAUCAAUGAUUCCUUAAAGAGAGCAGUUGAAGAAGAAACAAAGAGGUCAGGCAUUGGGGGUUCAGUACAUAAACUUAUAUUUUCCUGUAAAUUCGGUGGCAUUGAGUGUAAGAUUGGUAAUAAAACAUACAAAAUUUGUAAAUUUCAUGAUGAAUAAUAAAACCUUUAAAAACAUUCAGAUUUCUAUAUGAGUUGCAUCUCCAUACUCCAUUAGAGGCAUUUUCAUUUGUCGAUGAUUUUUCUAAUUUGAGUUCUGUUACAAGCGUGUAUCAAGAUUCAGACAUCAGUUGUUUGUUUGUAAUUCUUUAUAAGAUGGGUGAUCAAUGAAGAAAGCAUUUGAUAAUCUA
Molecule: messenger RNA, 1442 nt
Organism: Hevea brasiliensis (rubber tree)
Lineage: Eukaryota; Viridiplantae; Streptophyta; Magnoliopsida; Malpighiales; Euphorbiaceae
Exons: 6
Coding region: 380-1252 (290 amino acids)
Biological process (GO): U6 snRNA 3'-end processing
Cellular component (GO): nucleus
Molecular function (GO): 3'-5'-RNA exonuclease activity
Source: RefSeq, a predicted model, not a curated record